Messenger RNA from Mesorhabditis belari, 1296 nucleotides. The record is from the annotation of a GenBank genome assembly. NCBI's taxonomy places the organism in Eukaryota, Metazoa, Nematoda, Chromadorea, Rhabditida, Rhabditidae.
AUGGCCACUAUCGAUAUCACUCCUAAUCAAGAUGGGGGAAUCCAGAAAAAAGUCCUUCGAGAGGGCACUGGGACCACUUCACCGGUUCCUGGAUCGACCGUAUUCGUCCACUACGUAGGAACACUUGCGGAUGGCGGCGAGAAGUUUGAUUCGAGUCGUGACCGAGGGGACGAGUUCAAAUUUGCGCUCGGACGUGAACAAGUCAUCAAAGGAUGGGACCUUGGUGUCGCCACGAUGAAGAAAGGAGAACUGGCUGAGUUCAGGAUUGCGCCCGAAUACGCAUACGGCGCCUCGGGAAGUCCACCAAAAAUCCCAGCAAACGCCACGCUCAUUUUUGAAGUGGAGUUGAUUCGUUGGGAGAGUGAAGAUUUGUCACCAGACCGCGAUGGAACAAUUUCUCGUGAUGUCAUCGUCAAAGGAGAGGAGUUGGCUCAUCCAAACGAUACUAGUGACGUUGAAGUUCAUGCUGUUGGAUCUUUUGAAGGACGAGUCUUCUACGAUAGAGACAUUACUUUUUCCCUUGGUGAGGGAUCGGAGGCUGGAUUGCCCGAGGGAGUUGACCGAGCUAUUCGUCGUAUGACUCGAGGUGAAAAAUCGAUAAUUCAUAUCAAGGGAACCCGGUUUACGUAUGGUACUUCUCCUCCUGCUGAAUAUCAGCUCCCGUCAAAUGCCCCCAUUGACUUCACCAUUUUCUUGAAGAGUUUUGUUAAGGUUCCUGCAACCUGGGAAUUGACGGUUGAACAAAAACUCGAAACGGCUCAGGAGGCCAAAGAGCGUGGAACUCACUUUUUGAAAGAGGGAAAGUUCAAGCUCGCUUUGAACAAGUACAAACGAAUUGAAGACCUGCUCGAAUACGAGAGAACCGCUGACCCUUCCGUUAAAGAGAAACGGGAUGCUCUUAUGGUUGCUGCAUAUUUGAACAUUGCCCUCACACAUUCAAAGAUGAACGAAGAACUCGAAUGUAUUAAGGCUUGUGAUAAGGUAUUGGAGCUGUCGCCUGGCAACGUGAAAGCGCUUUAUCGAAAAGGGAUGGCAAAGCUCUCUUUCAGCGAUUUCGAUGAGGCUCUUACAAUCUUCGAGAAAGUUAUGGCAUCAGAGCCAGGGAACAAAGCAGCUGAACAGCAAAUUCUCAUUUGCAAGCAGAAGAUCAAAGAGUUCGAGCAGAGAGAAAAGCGGCGUUUCAAAGGACUUUUUGCCAAACUUGGAAACGAUGUCCCCGAAGAGCAGGAGCAAAAAAAUCCAUCCGAGGAGAAAGUUGGAGAAGAAAAUGCGGAGCCAAUGGAAGGCUCGUCAGCU